Labrus bergylta (ballan wrasse) is the source of this 2313-nucleotide messenger RNA. Lineage: Eukaryota; Metazoa; Chordata; Actinopteri; Labriformes; Labridae. The record is from RefSeq and is a predicted model, not a curated record.
GUCUGACUCAAACACAGCAACAUCGCAGGAGAAGCAGGGACAACAUCGAUUCACCUCUUUGAUUUGAUCUGGAAAAGGAUGGAUCUUACACCCGGGAGAGACGACUACCUGAAGGAUUCCAAGUACAUGGAUGAGGCUGUACAGGCUGCAAAGAGGAGUGAAGACCCCGAUACUCAGGUGGGUGCCUGUAUAGUGAACCAGGAGAAUAAGAUCGUGGGGAUCGGUCAUAACCAGAUGCUAAACGGCUAUGAUGAUGAAGAAGCUGAAGAUAAUAAACAUCUCUACGUGUGCCACGCAGAGCUGAACGCCAUCAUGAACACUAACGGUGCGGAUGUGAAAGGAUGCAGCAUGUACGUGACUCUGUUUCCCUGCAACGAGUGUGCCAAGCUCAUCAUCCAGGGAGGUAUAAAGGAAGUGAUUUAUCUCUCUGAUAUGUACAAAGACAGGGAUGAGUUUAAAGCCUCCAGAAGGAUGCUGGAGGUGGCAGGAAUUGAGCUCAGGCCGUUCGAGAGGGGGACUGAGGGGACUGAGAUUGUCAUUAAAUUCCAAUAACAACAGUUAAGUGUCAAGCCAACCGACCCAAGAGACAUAAAGGAAACGGCCCACUUAGGGGAGCUGCUGAACGAGGAGAGGAAGAGGGGAAAGAGGAGGAGACUGAAAGGGACUUUGAUGCCUCGUUCCUGCAGGUCUUCAGGUGCAGGUGCCCCCUGCUUUGUCCAAAGAAAAACUCAAGGGCACCUCGACUUUGGUGUCUUUUGAUAUUUUGAUUCAAGAUAAUUUUACGGUCUGUGGUGGAGGGUCUAUAUGUCCUGCUUUUUUUCUUUAAAAAUCACUUAGGGGUGAAGGAAACAGGGGGGCUGUUGAUUUUUAAUCUUUGUGGAUCAGAUCGUCUCAUGUCCAUCAGGGGGUCAGCCCUAUGUUCCCACAGCCCAAUGGUCCCACAGCUCUAUGUUCCCACAUUUCUAAAAAAAAAAAAAUUUCACUGAAAAUUAGGCCUUAUGUUCCCACAUUUCUAUCCAUGAGCCUAUGACGCCUCCAGAGGGCUGGAAAGUGACUCCAAGCAUCCCAGGAGCACCCCCUCUCUAUGCCAACCCGGCUUUCCAGAGGUAUUGAUGCACUGCAAACUAUGGUUUGCGUCCAGUUGCUGCGCUUCUUUCGACUGAUCUGACUGGAAGCUAGUCAAUGCGAGGCCUCUGUGCUACUUAGUUUAGUUUGUUUAUUUAAAAGGACAAUGUGCACUUACAUUAAAUGUUUGCAAUAAACAAAGAGAUGGGUGCACCAGAUUUAGCUAAAAGCUACAUUCCAUACGUAGUCCAUUGCUACUGGAUAAUAGAUUGGGUGUAAUUGGCUACCAAAUUGGAAGAAAGGGGGAUAAAAUCUGAUACAAAUUUAUGAAAAAUGAAAUGUGGGAACAUAGGCAUGCUCCCGUCUGUCUGCACAGGGGAACACCUGACACCUGCUUUUCUUUCUCCUUCAAACAAGGCACUUUGAAAUUAAUUUAUGGGACCUUUAACGUUAACGCUGGAAGUUUUCAGUAAAUCUUUUUAUUUUGGAAACGGGUAGAUUUUAAGCUUGCUGUCAAGGCACAAAAAGUGACAAAGUUAAUUUCCACUGAAUGUGAUUUUUGUUUUAUUGUUUGGUUUUAUGCAACUAAAGAUGGCCACACACUAGACGAUUUCAAAUUCUUAACUGAUUUUAAAAACACAGACAUACAGUUUCUAGGGAUUUUUAAUAUUAUAAUCCUCAGAACGCGCACACUAGACGACUCUGCCAGAGCGGGGGAGACCACACACCUGCCGUUUGAAGAAACGAUUUCAAAGAUACAAACAGACACACACACACAGGCUGCUCUCCCCCUCUGGCUCCACUGAUCCUGUCUCACACCUGUAUCGCCUCCUUUACUACCUCCAAUGGCGGCACAGAGGUGGGACCACUUCGUCCUCCAUUACACCUCCUUAACAUUCAUAGUGAAGGAGAAACGUCACAGGGGCGUAAAUAUCCCACCUUGAACAGUCAGUCUGAACUGGACCGGAGAGCAUAAAAACAUCGUCAACAUUUCAGUACUGAAUAGUUGUCAGUGUAUUUGUGUAAUUUAGACCGUGUGCAGGGUAUUAACCCGAAAUUCUUGUUCAUUAAAAACCCGACAUUAUCUGAUAUAUGGCCUGAGGAUGAUUAUUUUAGUUGCCAUGGUAUUGAAACAUAAUGAUAUCAUUUGAUUUUUACUAGACUUGUAUGGAAGUUAUGAUUCUGAUAUUGUGACAGUCCUUGUUGUAGUCAUGCAACUAAAACAAUAAAAUGAAAAAUUGUGUUCAU